This is a messenger RNA of Astyanax mexicanus (Mexican tetra), 2510 nucleotides long. Its product is annotated as ras-like protein family member 10B. The transcript has 4 exons. Gene Ontology annotation, molecular function: GTPase activity; GTP binding. The record is from RefSeq and is a predicted model, not a curated record. The coding region runs from base 559 to 1242 and encodes 227 amino acids. NCBI's taxonomy places the organism in Eukaryota, Metazoa, Chordata, Actinopteri, Characiformes, Acestrorhamphidae.
CGGGGGUCUGGCGGUGCUGCGGGGUUUACCGGUCGGUGCGGUGCGGCUCGGUUUGCGCUCAGCAGUUUGCGCAGUUUGUGCUCGCGCGCAACGCUGGCGCGGCGGACGGGCGCUGAGACCUGGCCGGUGUAUGAGGGCUGCUCCGCGGACCUCAGGAGGAUGUCCCUUUUUCAAGAGAGCCGCUGCCUCCGCCGCCGCUCCCGCGCGCACCUGGAAUACCCAUGCUCCGAGCGCCGAGCAGCCGCCCGAGAAAAGUCGUGAAAAGUCCGUCUCUCCUCGAGCGCGCGGGGCUCGCGGCAGCGCAUUCUCCGCACGCGGCCGAGCUGCUCACCUGCGAUCAAGGUACAGUACCGUGAGUCUCGUCCGCGAACCAGGAGCGCGUUCAUCACAGGUUCACCACAGCGUGGGGCGAGCAGGGGGUCCACACAGAGCCCCCCAACAAUCAGCAACACCGAGCCAGGUCUCAGGUGUGCUUGUCCUAUGAAUGGGGCUGAGCCGUGCCCAGCUCAGCUUCCAGUGCCCUGGUCAGGACUAUGCAGUGCCCUUGUGCCCUCCUGAAUGCAUUGGCCAGCGGUUUGCGAGAGCAGGGAGGGUGGAGGGGGUCACCGAGGGCGCGGUGGAAGCAGCGGAAUGCCCCCGCCAUUUCGGAUAGCGGUGCUGGGGGCACAGGGCGUGGGCAAGACGGCCAUAGUGCAGCGCUUCCUCCACGAUGACUACAGCGACGUGGCUGCGUCCAGCCGCACACGCCGGGUGCACCUAUCCGCCGCCGUGCUCAACGGCCACGUGCACGACUUGCAGAUCACGGACUACCCGGCCAUCAGCAGCUUCCCUGGCAGCUCCCUGCAGGAAUGGUCGGAUGUCUGCUGUCGAGGCAUCCGCAGCGCCCACGUCUACAUCCUGGUUUAUGACAUCUGCUGCUUCGACAGCUUCGAGUACGUCAAGACCAUGCGCCAGCAGAUCUUGGAGACCCGGGUGAUGGGGGCAACCGAGACACCAAUCCUAAUUGUGGGCAACAAGCGCGACCUUCAGCGAGGCCGGGUCAUCCCACGUCACAACGUCUCCGACCUGGUGCGCAAGAGCUGGAAGUGUGGCUACGUCGAAUGUUCAGCCAAGUUCAACUGGCACGUCCUGCUUCUGUUCGGUGAAGCUCUCCGCAGUGUGGGCUGCGUCCGCUGCAAACAUGUACACGCCACCAUCCGGUUCCAGCGGGCACUCAGGAGAGAGCGCUGCACUGUAAUGUGAGAGGUGCAGGUAUCAGGUCAUGUUAGGAGCAUCUGAUUUGCACCAAAGUGCAUCCACUACUGCAUCCACUCUAUUCGUCUGUGGUACAGCAACGUACACCUACAAGUAACAGUGCAUUUUGUUAGUUUGGAAUAGUCAAGAAUCUUGGUGAUUCUCUUUAAAAAACACCAAUUUUACCCAUUUAGGUUCAUUUUUUUAAAAGUGUAUCACAUGAAAAGUUCUGAGGAAUUAAAUUACUAGAAGAAAGAAAGGAGAAUAACCCAAGAAAUAUUCACAAUUUUGUUUUUGUGUCAGUAUUUCCAUCACAAUAAUGUACAGGUUCUCUUAACUUUGGCUUAAUGAUGAUUAUAGCUGUAUGAAUUAUCUGAGCAGUAUAGCAGGUUAAACUCCACCUGCAGAAUGCAUUGAGCUCGAACAUGAUUGUCAGGUCAGGUCUAGGUCGAAACAUGUUCUCACCACAAACAAACCUCUACAGAGUUUGGAACCAGCCCAAAGACCCCAAACCUAGAUGUCUCAGUCGUGGAGUUGUUUUGUUCCACAUCCAAGUGCAGUUAAUGUAUGCACACCUGCCAAAUGAAUUGCACAACGGUUUUAGCCUGUUUUAACGGGGAACCAAGCACUUUUUGGACUUUUUAAGGACAUCAUUACAGAGAUUAGGCGGGAGAUUAGAGCCUCUUGUAUGCAGAAACCAUGUUUUAGGCAAUUCGCUUUUUAAGUUGUAUGCUUCAUAAAAUAAAAGGGGUAAUCUUGGUGGAUUUACAAUGAUAUCCUAAACAUAAAAUUGACAAAAUGCACUACUACUUGUAAGUCCUUGUUUCAUGGAUUUGUAGCCAACAAAAUCCUAAAUUGGUAGCUAUCUUAUAUUUGCAGAUGUAACAGUGCCAUCUAUGAUUGCAUUUUUGCCAAGGAGCCCCAAGACGUGGAUGGUCUCAUCAAAGGACACUUGCUCCCAUCUCACAGACUGCUUUCUGAUGCCAAGAGGAAUCCUCAAAUGCUGCUUCCCUUAGGAAACACCCUGACUGACACGCCUUGCAGACGACUGAAGCCUCAAAUAUGAUCAGCUUUAAUAUUGUUAGUGUUGAAAAUGCAAAUAAUGAGUUUGAUUCAUGCUGGGACUACUUUAGGAAGCUCAACCCUGCUUUUGCUGGGCUUAUGUUGAUGGAUCUUCCAGUUCUAUUGAGCAAACAUGCGUCUCCCUCUGUAUGGAUGUAAUACACACAGGUGCAGUACACAAGAGCACAAAUAAACGUAUGUGUAUGCUCAAUGGA